Messenger RNA from Molossus molossus (Pallas's mastiff bat), 3087 nucleotides. RefSeq names its product leukocyte immunoglobulin-like receptor subfamily B member 3. Gene Ontology annotation, biological process: cytokine-mediated signaling pathway. The record is from RefSeq and is a predicted model, not a curated record. Gene Ontology annotation, molecular function: inhibitory MHC class I receptor activity. Lineage: Eukaryota; Metazoa; Chordata; Mammalia; Chiroptera; Molossidae.
AAGGGACCACCGCCUGUUGUCUCUCUCUCCGUCCUGCAUGUCUGUCUGUCCAUCUUUCUGGCACCGUGGUCCCUUCCAUCUGCUCAGCUGACCCCAGAGGGACAGGACGUCAUGACCCCCACACUCACCGCCCUCCUCUGCCUGGGGCUGAGUGUGGGCCUGAGGACCAGAGUGCAGGCAGGGACCCUCCCCAAACCUACCCUGCAGGCUGAGCCAGGAUCUCUGAUCCCCCUGGGGAGCCCCGUGAACAUCACAUGUCAGGGGACUCUGGGGGAUGAGCAGUACCGUCUGGAUAAAGAGGGAAACACACCUCCAUGGAAAACACAGAAGCCACCGAACCCCGGAGACAAGGCCACGUUCUCCAUCACACGGACGACAGACCAUGAUGCAGGGAGAUAUCGCUGUUACUAUCGCAGCCCCUCUGGCGAGUCAGAGCACAGUGACCCCCUGGAGCUGGUGGUGACAGGAUCCUACAGCAAACCCAGCCUCUCAGCCCUGCCCAGCCCUGUCGUGACCUCAGGAGGGAACGUGACCCUGCUGUGUCAGUCAAAGUGCUACAGCUCACUCAGCACUGCCCCCUACCUGCUGUCACCGCCCAGUGAGCCUUGGAGCUGCGGGUCUCAGUCCUUUCCAGAAGGUGUCCCCAAACCCUCCAUCUGGGUGGAUCCUGGCCCCUUGGUCACCACGGGGAGCCCUGUGACCAUCUGGUGUCAAGCAUCUCUGCAGGCUACUGCCUACGUUCUAUAUAAAGAGAGGGGCUCUGAGCCCUGGGAUACGAAGACCCCACAGAACUUCAGCAACAAGACCGGUUUCCUCAUUGAAUCCUCCAGCUCACAGCAUGCAGGGCCCUACGAGUGUGCGUAUUACACCACUGAGCGCAAACUCUCAGAGCGGAGUGACCCCCUGCUCCUGGUGGUGACAGGAGUGGAGAGAGCACCCUCCCUCUCAGCCCAGCCAAGCCCUGUGGUGGCCUCAGGAGGGAGCGUGUCCCUCGUGUGUCGCUCACAGGACACAUCGGGCACUUUCCAUCUGCUGAAGGAGGGAGGAGCUGACCCGCCCCGACACAUGGAACCGCAAUCGAAGUCCAGUGCUGGGCGGACCUAUGCCCGGGCCACCUUCCCUGUGGGCCCCGUGAACUCCUCCCACGGGGGGACCUACAGAUGCUAUGGUUCCCCCAGAUCCUACCCCAAUCUGUGGUCACACUCCAGUGACCCUCUGCGUCUCGAGGUCACAGGUGUGCACAGGGAGCCCUCCCUCUCGGCCCAGCCGGGCUCCCUGGUGCUGCCUGGAGACAGCCUGACCCUGCAGUGUGGCUCGGAGGCUGGCUUUGACAGAUUCGCUCUGACCAAGGACCAGGGGCUCACACCCCCCAGCGCCUUGGGGCAGCACAGCCCCGACUUCCUGCUGGGCCGUGUGGACCACACCCACGGGGGCCGGUACAGAUGCUACAGUGGACACAGCCUCUCCUAUGCGUGGUCAGCACCCAGCGCCCCCCUGGACAUCCUGGUCACAGGAAUGCACACGAAACCCUCCCUCUCCAUCCUGCCGGGCCCCUCAGUACCCUGGGGAGCGAACGUGACCCUGCAGUGUGGAUCUGAGAUCUGGUUUGACACUUUCCACCUGCACAGGGAGGGGUCUCUGGAUCCCCCCCAGCACCUUCCUGUGCAGAAGACGACUGCACCCUCUCAGGCCAACUUCACCAUCAGUCCUGUGACCUCAGCCCACAGGGGCACCUACAGGUGCUAUGGUUCACACAGUGCCUCCCCCUACCUGCUGUCACACCCCAGCGACCCCCUGGAGCUCCUGGUCUCAGGGACCCUCCCCAAUCCUACCCUCCAGGCUGAGCCAGGAUCUCUGAUCCCCUGGGGGAGCCCCGUGAACAUCACAUGUCAGGGGACUCUGGGGGAUGAGGAGUACCGUCUGGAUAAAGAGGGAAACACACCACCAUGGAAAACACAGAAGCCACCGAACCCCGGAGACAAGGCCACGUUCUCCAUCACACGGACGACAGACCAUGAUGCAGGGAGAUAUCGCUGUUACUAUCGCAGCCCCUCUGGCGAGUCAGAGCACAGUGACCCCCUGGAGCUGGUGGUGACAGGAUCGUACAGCAGACCCAGCCUCAGCCUUCCCAGCCCUGUUGUGACCUCAGGAGGGAACGUGACCCUCCAGUGUGGCUCAUGGCUGGGAUUUGACAGGUUCAUCCUGACUAAGGAUGGAGAACACAGGCUCUGCUGGACCCUGGACUCACAACCACACACCACAGGGCAGUACCAGGCCCUGUUCCCUGUGGGGCCCGACCCCAGCCACAGGUGGACGUUCAGAUGCUAUGGCUGUUACAGGAACAGCCCCCAGCUGUGUUCACACCCCAGUGACCCCCUGGAGCUCCUGGUCCCAGGUGUGUCUGGGACGCCCUCCCUCCUGGCCCAGCAGGACCCCAUCGUGGCCUCUGGACAGAGCCUGACCCUCCAGUGUCGCUCUGAUGUCGGCUAUGACAGAUUCGCUCUGUCCAAGGAGGAGGAGCUGGACCCCACACAGAGCCUUGUCCUGCAACCCCAGGCUGGGCUCUCUCAGGCCAACUUCCCCCUGGACCCUGUGCGCAGCUCAGACGGGGGACGGUACAGAUACUACGGUGGACACAACCUCUCCUCCAAGUGGUCGGCUCCCAGUGACCCCCUGGACAUCCUAGUGGCAGGAUGGACAAUUGACAGACCCUCCUACUCGGUGCAGCCGGGCACCACGGUGACCUCAGGAGAAAAUGUGACCCUGCUGUGUCAAUUACAGUACCCAAAGGACACUUUCCUUCUGUCCAAGGAGGGGGCAGCCGCCCCUCUGCGUCUUCCAUCAGAGCACCGAGCUCAGCAGUACCAGGCAGAGUUCUCCAUGAGUCCUGUGACCUCCACCCACGGGGGCACCUACAGGUGCUACAGCUCACUCAGCGCCGCCCCCUACCUGCUGUCACAGCCCAGUGAGCCCCUGGAGCUGCGGGUCUCAGGUGAGGGGCCCCUGGCCCUGUAUUUCUGUGCUGUCGGCUCAGGGUCCUGUGCCCAGAAGAAAGAUGAGCUGAAAGGGAGGGAGGGAGGCCUGUAG